Molecule: messenger RNA, 3396 nt
Organism: Serpula lacrymans var. lacrymans S7.9
Lineage: Eukaryota; Fungi; Basidiomycota; Agaricomycetes; Boletales; Serpulaceae
Product: glycoside hydrolase family 5 protein
Exons: 14
Coding region: 1-2247 (748 amino acids)
Biological process (GO): carbohydrate metabolic process
Molecular function (GO): beta-glucosidase activity
Source: RefSeq, a predicted model, not a curated record
AUGUCUUCUUUUGCGCACGAUUGGUCUGCAACUGGCACGGGAGGGAAGCUAAAGACACAUGGUAGACAUUUCCUGGAUAGUUACGGUAGAGUGUGCAGCUUGAGAGGUGUCAAUGUGUCGGGCUCUAGUAAAGCCCCCGCCAACCACGACAAUGGUACAUUCCCUGCCAAUCACGAUACAGUGACUUUCGUGGGACGUCCAUUUCCAAUCAAAGAAGCACACGAGCAUUUCUCUCGACUGAGGAGAUGGGGGCUCACAUUUAUUCGGUUUCUCGUGACUUGGGAGGCAGUUGAACACGCAGGACCGGGAUUGUACGAUCACGGAUAUCUCACUUACAUUCAUGAGCUCUUGUCACUUCUUCCUCGAUACGGGAUGUCUGCUUUCAUUGUUGUUCAUCAAGACGUAUGGUCCAGGUAUUCGGGCGGUUCAGGGGCUCCAGCAUGGACUCUUGAAUCCAUUGGCUUCGACCUUCACGCUUUGGAGGAAUCCGGUGCUGCGUGGUUGUUGGGGGUGAAAGGUGGUGGACACGUCGAGGCAGAACGCGGGAUUUGGCCUUGUGGAUACCAGAAAUUGGCAGCUGCGACCAUGGCCACUUGUUUCUGGGCAGGUGAUACCUUUGCACCCAAGUUGAAAAUCCAGGCUCCAGACGGGCAGUUAAAAUCUGUUCAGCAGUACCUCCAAGAUGCAUUUCUAGAUAUGUACACGGUUGUUGCGCAGAGACUAGGGGAUCUAGAUGGUGUACUUGGGUUUGAGAUUAUGAAUGAACCUCAUCGAGGGUACAUAGACCUCCCUUCGCUGUAUGCUUUCGAUUAUAAUACAGAUUUGCAUCUAUCCCACGUUCCUUCUGCAUUCCAGUCUUUUAUGCUCGGGUCGGGUUAUCCUACAGAGAUUGGCCACUGGACGCGCUCCUUUCCUAUGCCCACUCGCCUGACGUCUAACACUGUCUUGAAUUCGGCUAGCAGGAAGGCAUGGCGCACAGAUGGCCCUACACAAGGCAAAUGUGUUUGGGAAAUGCACACCGUUUGGGGCUGGGACCUCGACAAGAAUGAAGGUGUGGUGCUGCGAGAAAACUACUUCGUCAAAGAUCCAAUGACGGGUCGCAAGGUUGAUUGGUAUACCGAUUUCUACUACCCGUUUCUCAGAAGAUGGGCGGAUCGUGUCAGAAGUGUUUCUCCUAAUGAUAAGAUACUGUUCGUUGAGCCUAUACCAAACGAAUUUUGUCCCUCUUCAUGGACACCUGAGCGCCAAUUACCGAACAUGGUCUUUUCACCUCAUUGGUAUGACCUGAACGCCUUAUUUGCAAAAGCCUUCGGGGACUUUACGGUCAAUGUUCAAGGUUUAUCCAGGGGUAUGUUUCCCUUGAAGGCAUUUUAUUGGGGCCAGCAAGGUGCUCGAGACAACUUUUCAUUGCAAUUACGCAACAUAGUAGAAGCCGGGUACAAGGCACUAGGAGAAAAGCCUGUCCUAAUCGGAGAGUGUGGCAUACCCAUGGAUAUGAAUCACAAAGAGGCAUUUAUGGAUGACGACUUCAAGUGGCAAGCACGUAUGAUGGACGCGAUGAUGACAGGACUAGAGCAGGCUCUAGUGGGCUUUACCCUAUGGAAUUAUAAUCCUGACAACGACGAUGAGAAGGGUGAUGACUGGAAUGGCGAAAACUUCUCGUGGUUCAGCCGUCGCCGUGCCAUGCCUCCGAUAUUAUUGGAUUUUGAUCAGACAUCUUUCACGCUGGAUAACGGAGCGCGAAUUUUGCCCUCCGUAGUGCGUCCCUACCCUGCAAAGACUGCAGGUAUACCAAUUGGUUUCAGUUACGAGAUGACCACAGGAGUAUUCACAUAUGAGUGGGCUGUCCCUGAUACAUCCGAUCAAAACUUUAGUAAGGGCACAAAAGGCAACUCCCAGAGUAAUGCAUCGGUCUCACGCCCCCCGCUCUCGGAUCACCCUGCUGUCAACGCUCGAGAGACAGAAAUUUAUGUUCCUUCCCUGCUCACUCACGGAAGGAAACUUCUGGUCGAGGGACUGGAGCCCGAGGACAAAUACUUUUAUGACCCGGCCCGACAAACGCUGUAUAUCGUCCCCCAUGACUUCAAGCCGGGAAAGACUCACAAAGUCACAGUUUCAAUCAAGCCUCCUCCCAGACCUGCUUUCCAAGUCAAUUCCUUCUGGAGUGACUUUGGGGAGAUGUUCAGCUCUGGCUCAGUCGUCUUCCUUGGCAUAUUAAUAUUCAUCUAUACCCGGUACAACGGUUGAUCGUAGAGGACGGAUUGUACAUUCAUGAACAGCUUAAUAGUGUUACAAGUUCAAGUUGUGGAUACCAGAUAGAUGCUCUAUGCGUAAACACAGGCCUGGAAACUCAUCGAUCGAGAUGAUAUAUUUUGGGUGCUAUAUAGAUGGAUUUAAGCUUUGAAACUUGGGGUACUGAAGACUGUCGUGAAAUAUUUCAAGUGAAUGGACUUCAAGACCUAUUCAAUACGCGUUCCACCAUUUUGGUUGACAAUCCCAGGUAAUUUUCAGGGUCACAUAAGCUUUCUAGCAGAGAGCGCGUUAAACCACUGUGCUUGAUUUUGUCAUCUUGUAAUAGAAGAUCAAUCAGAGGUACGUCCCGUCGUGCGCUUUGCCUGCAUAUAUCGUACACCAGAUCGUGUGCAACCUGUCUCCCAAGGCUUGGCCCGAGACCCAUCAUCACAGCUUCAGAUACUAUAGCGCCUUUGGUGAUCUCGAGAUUUUUCUUCAUAGCUGGAGGAUGAACCUCAAGUCCGGCAAUCAAUUCGGCUGUCUUUACCAGUGUUGCAUGGGUCAGUGUGCAAAUUUGUGGAAGGGCGAUCCAUUCGAUCUCCCAAGGCCCGGUUGACCUCUCGUGGUCUUCGACCAUGGCCUCAUAUAAAGCGGUAGACAGCUGACGAACAGUGGCUGACAUGGCCGUGAUAUAGGCGCAUGAGAUUGGGUUUCUCUUCUGGGGCAUCGUCGAAGAUGAACCCCUGUGUGGGUAGUACGGUUCAGAGACCUCUCCUACCUCCGUUUGCAUCAUGAGCUUGACAUCGAAGGCGAACUUCGAACACGUCCCUGUGAGCAGCGCGAAGUAUCCGCCAACUUCUGCGAUGCGAUCACGUUCCGUAUGCCAUGCUAUCUCAGGUACUCCCAAUCCCAGCUCCUUUGCCAAUUCUUCUUGACAUUCCAAACCACGACCAUCUGAAAUGGUUGCCAAUGCUCCAGCUGCUCCACCAAACUGGACCACGAGCAGUCGCGUGCGGAUUUCUGCAAGACGCUGUCGAUGGCGGUAGAACGUAGACAACAACCGUGCGAGUUUGAAACCGAAAGUGAUGGGUACUGCUUGCUGCAGAUUACUGCGAGCAGCCAUCGGGGUGGCUUUGUGUGUUUCACACAAGAGGCGUAGACUAU